GCCGCUGCCUGGGGCUUGGUUGAGGUGGCUUGUGGGUCCCGGCGGAGUGUGGCGCCGCCGCCGCCGCGCGACGGGGCAAAAGUGGGCAGUCAGAAAAUGGGUAAGAAGAGCCGAGUGAAAACGCAGAAAUCAGGCACUGGUGCUGCAGCAAGCGUGUCCCCGAAGGAAACCUUGAACCUGACCAGCGAGCUUUUGCAGAAAUGCAGUAGCCCUGCCCCUGGUCCUGGAAAAGAAUGGGAAGAGUAUGUGCAGAUCCGGUCUCUAGUUGAGAAAAUACGAAAAAAGCAAAAAGGUCUGUCUGUUACUUUUGAUGGAAAAAGAGAAGAUUACUUUCCUGAUCUAAUGAAAUGGGCCUCUGAAAAUGGAGCCUCUGUUGAGGGUUUUGAAAUAGUGAACUUCAAAGAAGAGGGCUUCGGUUUGAGAGCAACAAGAGAUAUCAAGGCAGAAGAAUUAUUUUUAUGGGUUCCACGAAAAUUACUAAUGACUGUUGAAUCUGCUAAAACUUCAGUGUUGGGGCCCUUGUAUUCUCAAGACCGGAUUCUUCAAGCCAUGGGAAACAUCACACUGGCCUUCCAUCUGCUGUGUGAGCGGGCCGACCCUAACUCGUUCUGGCAGCCCUACAUUCAGACCCUCCCCAGCGAGUACGACACCCCCCUCUACUUCGAGGAGGAUGAGGUUCGCUACCUGCAGUCCACACAGGCCAUACACGACGUCUUUAGCCAGUACAAGAACACGGCGCGGCAGUACGCCUACUUCUACAAGGUCAUCCAGACCCAUCCUCAUGCCCACAAACUGCCCUUGAAGGACUCCUUCACUUACGAGGACUACAGGCGGGCGGUCUCUUCCGUUAUGACUCGACAAAACCAGAUUCCCACGGAGGACGGCUCCCGGGUGACCCUCGCGCUUAUCCCCCUGUGGGACAUGUGCAACCACACCAGCGGCCUGAUCACCACCGGCUACAACCUGGAGGAUGACCGCUGCGAGUGUGUGGCCCAGCAGGACUUCCGGGCCGGAGAGCAGAUUUACAUUUUUUAUGGCACUCGGUCAAAUGCAGAGUUUGUGAUCCACAGUGGUUUUUUCUUUGACAAUAAUUCACACGACAGAGUGAAAAUAAAGCUUGGAGUGAGUAGAGGUGACCGGCUCUACGCCAUGAAGGCCGAGGUCCUGGCUCGCGCUGGCAUCCCAACCUCCAGCGUCUUUGCCCUGCAUUUCACCGAGCCGCCCAUCUCCGCCCAGCUGCUGGCUUUUCUCCGAGUUUUCUGCAUGACCGAAGAGGAGCUGAAAGAACACUUGCUGGGAGACAGUGCCAUUGACAGAAUCUUCACCUUGGGGAACUCUGAGUACCCUGUCAGCUGGGACAACGAGGUCAGGCUGUGGGCGUUUCUUGAAGACCGAGCCUCGCUUCUUCUAAAAACAUACAAGACAACCAUCGAGGAAGAUAAGUCCUUCUUGAAAAACCACGACCUUUCCGCCCGUGCCACCAUGGCCAUCAAGCUGCGCUUAGGUGAGAAGGAGAUCCUGGAGAGAGCGGUCAAGAGCGCGGCCGCGAACCGGGAGUUCUACCGGCGGCAGAUGGAGGAGCGGGCGCCGCUGCCCAAGUACGAGGAGGGCGGCGCGGGGCUGCUGGAGGGCGUGGCGGACUCGAGGCUGCCGCUGGUGCUGAGGAGCCUGGAGGGGGAGGCGGGCGCGCAGGAGGCCUUGACCCUCAGCGAGGCCGUCCGCAGGGCCCAGGCCGCCGAGCACGGGCUCGUCAAUGGCGAAAGCGCUAUCCCCAACGGGACCAGGUCAGAGAAGGAAACUUUAACUCAAGAGGAAAGUAAAAGAGCGACUGGAGACGCCAAAGAACCUUCUUCCGACAGCGCCGAGGACGUUGCACAGUAGCCCCGGCUUCGGCCGAGGUUUAUGAACGGGCCCGUUUACAUCGCUGUUUCCCUGUUCACGGUUUUCUUUCUGCUGAGAGAAAAAUAUGUUUUUGCUGCUUUAUAUAAAAAUGAUUUUUUUAAGUUAUUUAAAAAAUCUAGCUUCCCUUUCUGAUUAUGAUUGCCAUCUUGCUUCUAGGCCAAACCAACCAGUUGACCAAGCAGCACACAGAGGGGAGAGGCGCCUCGGAAGGUUCUGCAGGCCCUCUGCGGGCAGACACCUUUUCUGCCUGGGAAAGAAUGCAGCUCCCCGUCCGCGGUGCUGCUGUGGGCCUCGCCUCUCCACAGCCAGGGGGCAGGCCCGCCCCGCCUCCUGCCUGAUGAGGGCGCUCCGCGGAUGCCCAGCGGAAAACGGGCUCGAGGUUAGGAAACCUGGGAGUCUGGGCGAAAAAGAUGAAAUCCUUUUUUUUUUUUUUUUU
Molecule: messenger RNA, 2338 nt
Organism: Capra hircus (goat)
Lineage: Eukaryota; Metazoa; Chordata; Mammalia; Artiodactyla; Bovidae
Product: histone-lysine N-methyltransferase setd3-like
Exons: 2
Coding region: 97-1881 (594 amino acids)
Biological process (GO): peptidyl-lysine trimethylation; peptidyl-lysine dimethylation; actin modification
Molecular function (GO): histone H3K4 methyltransferase activity; histone H3K36 methyltransferase activity; protein binding
Source: RefSeq, a predicted model, not a curated record